Messenger RNA from Ornithodoros turicata, 1992 nucleotides. RefSeq names its product piggyBac transposable element-derived protein 3-like. The coding region runs from base 63 to 1586 and encodes 507 amino acids. The record is from RefSeq and is a predicted model, not a curated record. The transcript is spliced from 4 exons. NCBI's taxonomy places the organism in Eukaryota, Metazoa, Arthropoda, Arachnida, Ixodida, Argasidae.
GUGCGUUUGUUCUUGUGAUUUUCCUCUUCUUCUACCCGAGGUAUUCCUCGUCAUUUGGAGGUAUGCAUCCCAGUUUCUUUUACAAGAAGAAUGCUGAACAAACUGCUGUGCAUCCAGCUGGGAGUGACGAUGAGAGGAUGGGCAGCUCAACCGAUGAAGAACUGGACAUCGAACCAUCAGACGAUGAAUGCAGUCACAUGUCAGAUGACGAUGCUGAUCAACAACCGCCCCCGACGCACAGAAAAAAAAUGGCAUGGAUGGAGACAACGUCUCGUAAAAAGCCUGUUCAAGAGCCUCCUUGGACCGGGAAGAGGACUUUAGAAAUGGCCGUGAAGACACCAUAUCAAUAUUUCUCGGAGCUUUUUGACAAGGACCUUGUUGAUGACAUUGUACGACAAAGCAAUCUCUACGCAAGGCAGAAGGAUAUACGCACGAAUUUCACAGCCGAUUCUGACAGUAUUCAGCGGUUUAUGGGGGCGUGCCUAUACAUGGGCCUCUACCAGAUGCCCGGUUCGAAGAGGUACUGGAGCAGUCGCUGUGGGAUUGCGCAAGUUCAGGCUGCUCUAUCAAGGAAGAAGUUUGAGGAGCUGAAGCGCUAUCUGCAUUUCUCGGACAACUCGCUGAACCAAUCUGGCGGCAUCAGCAAAGUGGCACCACUGCUUGGUUCUGUACGAAAGAACCUGUGCAAAAUAUCAAUGGAGCAGUGUCUCAGUGUCGAUGAACAGGUAAUCCCGUUCAAAGGGCGCAGUAGGCUCAAACAGUACAACCCAAAAAAACCAAAGAAAUGGGGCUAUAAAAUGUUCGUCCUAUGCGGUGCCAGCGGAAUUCCAUACGAUUUCGAAUUUUACGCUGGAAAAGCUGAGCACCCCGACCACUUGACAGACAUCAGCGCUAGCUCGAAUGUGGUGCUACGACUUGCACAGUCGGUACCACAAGAUGAGAAUUACCGAUUAUUUUAUGACAACUGGUUUUCCUGUCCGUCUCUCCAAGUUGCUCUUGCACUUCAGGGAAUUCAGUCGCUGGCUACUGUGCGCCCGAAUAGGGUCUCCGGAGUUACGAUGACGUCUGACAAGGAAAUGAAGAAGGCUGGUCGAGGUACCUUACAGGAGAAAAGUGCAUCCGUGGGCAUCGUGCAACUGAAACUGGUGAAAUGGAUGGACAACAGGACGCGGAUCCGAUCAAAGAAGUAUUACAUGAGGAUAUUUUUCCACAUGCUGGACUUCGUAUGUGUUGCCGCAUGGCUCUGGUACAAGAGGGCUGCAGAAGACUGCCAUCUACCUAAGAAGGCCAUUCUCCCACUGUUCGAAUUCAAAACAUCCAUCGCAGAGGCACUUUGCUUUAUGAAGUCACAGCCGCGCAAGCGCGGCAGGCCGAGCGGCGAAUCAAAAGAGAACAGCGUGCUGCAACCUCUGAGCAUGACAAACACAGACGUCACGAAGGACAGAGUUGCACACUGGCCCGAAUAUGAUGCAAGGAAACUGCGAUGUAGACAGUGCCAUGCACUCACAAAAGUGAUGUGCACAAAGUACAAUGUUCACCUCUGCUUCGUGCCCGAACGCAACUGCUUCGUUGCAUACCACUGCUAGCGGAAGUCAUAGACAACCAUUGUAUACUGGAGUAUACGGCUCUGUAUCUCCGCCCGAACGAUACGGACGUGAUAUUUUUUGUUCAAUAAUCCAUAUUCAAGCCCUAUACAGAUAUUUUAACACAAGAAAAAAAUUAUUUUUCCGCGACAACUAAAUGUGGUCCAUAGAGGGUUAACAUUGGAAAGAAACAUAGGCAAAGACUUUAGAAAUGGGUGCUGCAGAAAAAUGCAUGACGGGGUUGACGAAAGCAUUGCGCAAAUGAGGUGAAAUUGGUUUCUGGGGAUAUCAGAGUGCGUAUUUGAAGGAUGGAGACUUCAAUUGAAUCACGGUGGGAUAGAGAAUUUUUUAAGAUUGGAAAGAAACAUCGGCAAGUGCUUCAAAAAUGGGACGUGCAGCGAAAUGCAUG